Molecule: messenger RNA, 758 nt
Organism: Adineta ricciae
Lineage: Eukaryota; Metazoa; Rotifera; Eurotatoria; Adinetida; Adinetidae
Source: the annotation of a GenBank genome assembly
AUGUUCACCUCUUCACUCACGAUUCGUCAUUUAUUUGUUGGAUUCAAUACUAAACAAUUGUUUAUUCAAAUUCGAUAUCAAAGUGGAGCGAAUAUUGCAAGAGCAUCCAAGGAUGUUGAUCAAUCACAAUCGAAUGAGAAUGAACAAGAAUUAGGAGCGUUUCAACAGUUCGAUAUCAGUGUUCAAACUCAGCAACGAUUACAAGAUCGCAAUGUUCGAUACUUAUUUCCGGUUCAAUCUCGUUCAUAUAACGAUAUCAUAUCUGGAAAGGACUGUAUCGUUCAAGCACGCACUGGAACAGGAAAAACAUUGGCAUUCAGUCUUCCAAUCGUUGAACGACUUCAGCGUGAAAUAUCCAGAGAGCGAGGUCGUUUUCCUCGGUGUUUAGUAUUGGAACCAACACGUGAACUUGCUAAACAAGUGACGAAUGAUUUCCUUUCGAUCAAAUCUCGUCUUCUUUCAAUUUCUACACUCUAUGGUGGAAAAGAAUAUUCAAAACAAGAAUUGUCAUUACAGCGAGGCUCAGAUGUCGUUGUCGGAACUCCUGGACGAAUCAAAGAUUUUCUCAAUCAAAAAAAAUUGAACCUUCAACAAUGUCAAAUCGUAGUUUUGGAUGAAGUUGAUCGAAUGCUCGAUAUGGGAUUUCAACACGAUGUUGAUUAUAUUAUUCGAAGUAUUCCUCGGUCACAAAUGAUUGUCUUUUCUGCAACCAUACCGUUAUGGUUGAAAAAGAGUGUGGCACGCUAUAUGUCACCGAC